CCCUCUCCCAGAGCCAUGAGCGCUACUAGACAGAAGGCGGAAAGGAGUGACGGCAACACGGGCAGGAGGGAACUAGAAACUGAGCUGCGGGACAGAGCCCACCUGAGCCAGGAGCGGCGGCUCAAACAGGCUACCCAGUUCGUACACAAGGACUCUGCUGACCUGCUCCCAUUGGACAGUCUCAAGAGGCUUGGCACCUCCAAGGAUCUGCAGCCACACAGUGUGAUUCAGCGUCGCCUGAUGGAGGGGAACCUGGACCAGUUUCUCGGGGAGUCCUCCUUGGUUUGGGGCCAAGUUCAUGGAGCAGAGAGUAGUAGGAAGACCAGCAGAAAGGAGACUCCGGCUCUUCUUGUUCACUGCAAGUGCAGAGACCAGGUAUUACAAGUGGCAGUGGAUACAGGUACCCAACACAACCAAAUCUCUGCCAGAUGCCUCAGUCGUCUCGGGCUAGGGGAGAGGGCCCUAAAAGCCCCAGGUGGGAAGAAGGCUCCUGGUCCCCUGACUCAUGUGGAGCAGCUGGAGCUACAGUUAGGGCAAGAAACAGUGGCAUGUUCAGCUCAGGUGGUUGAUGAUGAGAGUCCUGAAUUUUGCUUGGGACUGCAGACACUGAUAUCUCUCAAGUGCUGUAUCGACCUGGAGCAUGGUGUACUACGGCUGAGAUCCCCCUGCCCAGGGCUACCAUUCCUGCCUUUCCACCAGGAGCCUGGCCAGUGACGAUAACCAGAGUCUAUCCCCAGGAGAAAACACAAAGCCUUAGGGGAAGAGUUGUGGGCAGUGAGGGUGCUGCCCACCACCCUGACCCUUGCUCAUAUGUUUUG
Messenger RNA from Trichosurus vulpecula (common brushtail), 818 nucleotides. RefSeq names its product nuclear receptor interacting protein 2 (gene NRIP2). Gene Ontology annotation, biological process: proteolysis. The coding region runs from base 16 to 714 and encodes 232 amino acids. Lineage: Eukaryota; Metazoa; Chordata; Mammalia; Diprotodontia; Phalangeridae. The record is from RefSeq and is a predicted model, not a curated record. The transcript has 6 exons. Gene Ontology annotation, molecular function: aspartic-type endopeptidase activity.